AUGGCCGUCAAUGUGAAUAAGUUCCUAAAAAAUUAUGUAUACUUGGAUGAAGAAGACUGCGAAUCUGAAUUGGCCUUGUAUAUAAGUUAUGUCUUAGGCAAUGCAAUUCUGUGGUAUUGUAAUGUGAUCAGCAAAUCAGAGGACAUGAUGCACAUGCCAAUUGAUUUGCUGAUUGCUAACAUGCUUGAAUUGUUUAAGGAAUGUUUAGGCACAUAUCUAGGUGUAUAUACCCAAGAAAUCAUGAAUAUAUUCAAAUUAGA
Racocetra persica is the source of this 260-nucleotide messenger RNA. The record is from the annotation of a GenBank genome assembly. NCBI's taxonomy places the organism in Eukaryota, Fungi, Glomeromycota, Glomeromycetes, Diversisporales, Gigasporaceae.